UGACCCAAUGGACACCACUCUUCGACCCUUUCAUCGCAGAGAGAGAGAGAGAGAGAGGAAUGCAGACGGUUAGCGGCGGCCAUGUUUUCUCUGUACUCGUCACCGGUCCAACCCAAUCCCCGACGCCAAACGCCGCCCAGAGGAGAAGCCUCUUGCGGCGGCUCGCGCGACACACCGCCCCUGCUCCACGCCCUGCCUGGAGAGCCAUAUCUCGAGCUCCUUCAGUCACGCCGUCCGCCGGAGCAGAAGCCCUACUCUGCCCGUGCCGCCUUUGCGUCGGCAAGAGGCGCCUCCUCCUCCUGGGAGCUUCGACGGCGUUGCUGCCCGUUCUUCCCUCCACCUCCCUCGCCUCGGGCCUCUCUUCGGAUCCGGCCGCAACCGUCGAGAGGAUUCAUCCUCCGAGGCCGGAUUGGUAUGAGGAGAUCUACGCCCAAGCCAUGGAGAAGAGCAUGAGAAGCUACGAAGCUGAGGUUGCAGCAUACAAGGAAAAGCUCUUUCCUCAAUUGACAGAAAAAGUUGAAAAAGUGCUAGAACUAGGCAUUGGCACUGGUCCUAAUCUCAAGUAUUAUGUUGGUGCUGGUGAUCGCUACAUCAUCGGUGUGGAUCCUAAUAAACAGAUGGAGAAAUAUGCGCGAGCAUCAGCAGAAGCUGCUGGGCUGCAAUCAACAAAAUUCAGCUUCAUUAGAGGGGUCGGAGAAGCUUUAGAUGUAAGGGAUAAUACCAUGGAUGCUGUGAUUGGGACUCUGGUACUAUGUUCUGUCAGCGAUGUCGCGAUGACUCUAAGAGAAGUAAAAAGAGUAUUGAAGCCUGGCGGUCUCUACGUCUUCAUCGAACAUGUUGCAGCACGAGAUGGUUCGCUGCUUCGGUUCAUGCAAGGACUUGUUGAUCCUCUGCAGCAGUUUGUUUCCGAUGGGUGUCAUCUCACAAGGGAAACAGGGAAGCAGAUUUCUGAAGCUGGCUUCUCCAGAGUCAGCCUUCAAGCUGCGUUCCUGCGGACGGUUCCUCUCUUUAGCCCUCAUGUCUACGGAAUUGCUUAUAAAUAGUGUUCUUGUAGUACUUGAUGUCAUGGAUUUGACCCCCAUUCAUGCUGUGGAAUGGCCUCCGAUUACUAUGUGACCUUUUGGAUCCUACCGCGGACCGGAAGGUUGAUGAAGCUGUAUGACGGGGUAGGUGUCGCUGUCUGGUUCGGGGAGGACUUCCAAGUGGGUUACAAGGUGAGACGCGUCGGGUGAUGGGUUGUGGAAAGGUUGUAUGCUGUCGUGGGUUGUUCAGUGGACGGAACAAUAUUUUUAGUAGAAGCCCAGUUAACUAUGA
Musa acuminata AAA Group (dessert banana) is the source of this 1314-nucleotide messenger RNA. RefSeq lists its product as uncharacterized. Gene Ontology annotation, molecular function: S-adenosylmethionine-dependent methyltransferase activity. The transcript has 6 exons. The record is from RefSeq and is a predicted model, not a curated record. The coding region runs from base 60 to 1043 and encodes 327 amino acids. Lineage: Eukaryota; Viridiplantae; Streptophyta; Magnoliopsida; Zingiberales; Musaceae.